Messenger RNA from Aplysia californica (California sea hare), 183 nucleotides. RefSeq names its product probable serine/threonine-protein kinase fhkB. Gene Ontology annotation, molecular function: calcium ion binding. NCBI's taxonomy places the organism in Eukaryota, Metazoa, Mollusca, Gastropoda, Aplysiida, Aplysiidae. The record is from RefSeq and is a predicted model, not a curated record.
ACCAUGAUCUUAUUGUCUCUGUGUUCCAGCAUGUCUCUCCUGUACAUCCUACUCCUGCUCCCAGCGGUCAGCCUGGCCAUCAACCUCAAGCCGUACAACGAGACAGCCGGCAUCCUGUUUGAUGACGUCAACUCCAACAAAGAUGACGUCAUCACCAGACAUGAGCUGAGAGAAUCCUUCGAU